ACAAUAAUAUUGUAUAUUAUAUCAACAAAAAUGCGUUCAGACUUUAGUCGUGUAUGCACGAUUGUCGAAGUCGUCGUCCAGCGUCUUAAUAACACACGUCGACAGUCAACCGCACCGCCGCGCCGGCACUAUGGUCGCUGGCCAUAGCGGUCCGGACUUCCCGUCCGGACAUGCACUUCCCGCUGUACACGCAUAAUAAUAUAUCGAAUUACUCGUCUCCAACACGCCAGUUUUUAACCUGUAACGAGACAAAACACGGUAUGAACGGUUUGUUGACAAAAACGGCAAAGCAAAAUGGUUUUGCUACACUUGAAUUCUUUGCUGAUUAUACUGUUAUGUUGUUGCGGAAUAUGCAAGGUGUCUUGCUAUUUUUCUUACUCGCCCCCGAAGGCGGAUAAAAACGAUUGGUGGGCAAAUUCUGUGAUUUAUGAAAUAUUUACCAUGUCGUUUUUCGAUACGGACAGUGAUGGACACGGCGACUUGAAAGGUGUGACCCAAAAACUAGAUUAUUUAGCCGGCCUGGGAGUGACUGCCAUUUGGCUAACGCCGUUUUUCCAAUCGCCCAUGGAAUCUUCUGGUUAUGACAUCACAGAUUAUAAGGCUAUACUGCCACGUUUUGGUACGAUGGACGAUUUUAAAAAUUUGAUCCACGCCACUCACGGAAAAGGCAUAAAGGUCUUCAUAGAUUUUGUGCCCAACCACACGAGCAGAAAACACGAUUGGUUCACAAAGUCGGUUAGAAAAAUCGACCCUUAUACGAAUUAUUACGUAUGGAGGAACGCUAAAAACCACGAAGACGUUAUAAAUAAGGGAUCGGACCCGAUUGUUCCAAACAAUUGGUUGAGAAUUUAUCCGAACGGCGACGACAAGAGUGCUUGGAUAUGGAACAAACACCGUCAACAGUAUUACUUCGUGCAGUUCGCUCCGAAUUUGCCGGAUUUGAAUUACCGCGAAAAAGCUGUGCACGAUCAGAUGGGAGACGUUUUGAAUUUUUGGCUGAACUUAGGAGUCGACGGUAUCCGAGUUGACGCUUUGAAACACGUGUACGAGAAGUAUACUACCGACGACGAGCCGCUCAUUGAUCCUAAUGGCUCGUUGGUUUAUGGAAAUCUGAAUCACACUCUGACCGUCGACCAACCGGAAGUGUACGAUUUGAUUAAGGAAUGGCGGAAACUACUGGACGGGUUCGCGGCCAGAAACGGAAGUAACAAGAGAGCAAUAAUGACCGAGUCGUAUAGUCCGAAUACGGUGUUGAGUGAAUACUACAAGAGUGGAGCUGAAAUACCGACAUAUUUUCAGCUGAUGGAGCAAUCUAAAAACAAAUUGGCGACAAAAUUCUACAAGUUGUUAGAAAAUUGGUUUGCAACUAUGCCGAAAGGAUCGUUUAACAGCGUGUUACAAAACCAUGAUAAUCCGAGACUUUCUAGCCGGUUCGGGUCUAAGUAUGUGGACAUGCUGAAUGCAUUUCAAUUGUUUCUUCCGGGUCCGGCAAUUAUGUACUAUGGCGGAGAAAUCGGUAUGGGAAACCAGCCGGAUCAGACGGACGGCAACAUGAGAUCGCCAAUGCAAUGGGACGACAGUGCAAAUGCCGGUUUUUCCGACACGAAUCCGUGGUCUCCGGUGUGUGACGAUUACAAAACCAUUAACGUCAAGACCGAAAGCGACGACCAGAAAAGUCAUUUGAACUUUUUCAAAACGGUCUUGUCGCUGCGUAAAUCCAAAACACUUGUCGACGGAGAACUCGGGGUGUACAAUUUUACAAACACUAUGCUGGUGAUUCGCAGAUAUUUAAAUGAUGACCACAACUACGUUUUAGUAUUAAACUUCAAAUCCAGUUCACAGGAUAUUAACUUAUCUGAUCAAAUUACGGUUUUGAAAAAACAAUUGUUGGUUGUCGACGGAUCACAACAAUCCGGAUACAAUGCUGGGGACAAAAUAGACGGAUCAAAAUAUUUAACUUUGCAACCUAUAAGUGCUGUAGUGCUAACAGAUAUAUUUUGAUAAAGUUUCAAAACCUUACAUAUUUUUAACCAACAAAGUUUCAGUAGAGUGCCUCUGGGCACUGUAGUUUUAGAUAUUUUUUUUGUCAAAAUUCUAUCUAUAUAUUUUUAUAGCUAUUAUAUUUUUGCAUUAAUAAUAUUAUAAAUAUAGUACAAGUACUUAUUGUUAAUUUGGGCUUUAUGUUUAUUAUUUAAAAUAAUUAUCGUUUGAAACAUUCACUCAAAGCAUUUAUUUUCUCGUGUUUAAUGCUAGAAGAACAAACAUGUUUUUGUGCCUACUUAUUAUAUAUUUAAUAAAACUAUCAAGCAUUUAAUAACUGAAAAAGAAUCGUUAGUGUUCAAUAAAAAAUGUUACCAAUCUUACACACACUACAUUAAUAAUUGUACAACAGGUAUUGAGUAAAAUAGAAAUGUAUAUUCUAUAACUAAUAUAGUAAUAUCAACUUGUAAUUUUUGAAAUACAUCCUUAUAAAAAUUGUUGACUAGUUGAGAAAAAAAAACUUUCGCUUGAAUUACAAUUUAAAAAUAUUUAUAUAAAUAAUAAUAGGAAAAAAAAACUUAUUAAUUUAUUGAUAUAAACCACCAAAAAAUAAAAA
Molecule: messenger RNA, 2596 nt
Organism: Adelges cooleyi (spruce gall adelgid)
Lineage: Eukaryota; Metazoa; Arthropoda; Insecta; Hemiptera; Adelgidae
Product: maltase 2-like
Exons: 11
Coding region: 295-2001 (568 amino acids)
Biological process (GO): carbohydrate metabolic process
Source: RefSeq, a predicted model, not a curated record